AUGCGUGCUACUUUCAUCCUCGCUGCCUUCGCCGCUGUGGCUGCUGCCCAGUCUUCUUCUGCUGCUGUUCCUGAGGAUGCCUCUGGUGUCGAGACCACCGGCGCUGUUGAGACUGGCAGUGUCAGUGCCACUGCCACUGCCACUGGCGGUUCCGAGACCGGCUCAACUGUCAUUCCCACCGUCACCUCUCAGCCCGUGAUUCCCUCUGGAACGGCUACAGAAGCCCCCACUACUCCCACCGCCAGCGGUGCUGAGUCCUCCGGUGCUGUGACCGGCUCCAGCUCUGCUGCUGGCUCCUCUACCCUCGUUACCAAGUCGAGCAGCGCUGCUAAGAGCUCCUCUGCCACUGCAACUGAGACCUCCACCAAGACCAAGUCGACCGAUGAGUCCACCAGCACCAAGGGCUCUUCCUCCAAGUCUAGCUCCGCUGCCUCCAGCACCUCUGAGGGAGCUGCCGUCCCCAUGGCCACUGCUGGUCCUCUCGGUCUCAUUGCCGGUGCUGCCAUCGCUGCUCUCCUGUAA
This is a messenger RNA of Aspergillus bombycis, 522 nucleotides long. Its product is annotated as putative GPI anchored protein. The record is from RefSeq and is a predicted model, not a curated record. NCBI's taxonomy places the organism in Eukaryota, Fungi, Ascomycota, Eurotiomycetes, Eurotiales, Aspergillaceae. The transcript is spliced from 2 exons. The coding region runs from base 1 to 522 and encodes 173 amino acids.